AUAUUUUUUUAAAAUAUUUAUAAAAUCAAAAAAAAAAAAGAAAUGACAUUAAGUGCUUUAGCAGCUCAUAAAAAAUACAGAUCUAUAAACACUGAAGAUAGAAAAAUCAAUAGUAAUUACGAAGAAGUUCAAGAUAUAACUAAAAUAGAGCAAAAUAAUAAUAACUAUAUAACUAAUAAUUUUGAUUUUUCUAAUUCUGAUAUCGCAUUAAAAAAUAUAAAUGAAAUAUCAAUAAAAAAAAAUCUACAAAUUAUAUCAAAACCAAGUAUUAAUAAACAUUUUUUGGACAAAAAUGGCUAUACAGUCGAAAUUUUUGGAUUUUAUGCAAAAGAAAAACUUAUUCUUCAAGGAUUCUAUGAAUUCAAAGUAAUAAAAGGGGUAAUUUCUAUAAUGUCAUCAGAAUUCGACUCUUCUAAUACAUCUCAAUGGUAUCGUAUAUUUAGCCUAUCAACACAUUCAAUACCAGUAAUUUCUUCAGUAUUAUCAGAUAAAAAUUCAAUUGAAACGAGUUGUUUUAUACAUUCUAAAGAGAUAUGUUCUUUCAUACGAAUGUUAGAUAGUUUUUUAGAAUCUAUUAUAUGUGUAAGAAGUAUUAACGAUAAUUUAAUAAAAAUUAAGAAAUUUCAUACAUUUAGUAAAUAUAUAUGGGAACCAAAUGAAAAAAAAGAAAUGAAAAAUACAUAUAAUAUAAUUGAUGAUUUUUCAAGUUAUCCAUUGUUAAACAUUCCAGAAUCAUGGUCAUCUGCAAUAAAUAUUAUACAUUCUUCAAAUUUUGAUAAUAAAACUGCAAGAAUCAUAAUUUGUGGACCAAAGUUAUCUGGAAAAUCAACAUUUGCAAAAAAUUUAAUAAAUAAAUUUUUAACAGGAAGAUAUAAUGAACAUAAAGCAAUAGAGGGAAUUAAUUAUAUUGAAACGGAUCCAGGACAACCAGAGUUUUCGCCUCAUGGAAUAAUUAGUUCUCAUUAUAUUAAAAAACCUGUUAUCAAUCCAUCAUUUACUCAUUGUACUCUUCCAUCACUUACGAAAGCACAUUUUCUCGGAAAUAUAUCACCACAAAAUAAUCCAAAACAUUUUUUAUUAUGUGUUAAUGAUAUAUUUAAUACAGAUAAAAAAAAUGUUCCUACUAUUAUCAAUACUCCUGGCUGGACUAAAGGUAUGGGUUUGGAACUCUUAAAUGAAAUCAUAAAUUUGUCAAAUUGCACAUAUCUUGUAUAUAUCGGCUCUAAAACUAAUGUCGAAAUUUUCGAUACCGAAUUAAUACUUCCAUCAUCCGUUAAACUUCUUACUCUUCCAUCUGUUCGAGAAUUUAUUAAUACAUGUGGAACAGUAAAAAUUAAUACAGCAGAUCUGCGAGCGCUAUCCAUAAUAUCAUAUUUUCACUCAAUAAAUAUAUCAGAAGAUAAUUGUCAUACAAGCUGGGAAUUUGAUUCAUAUCUUUUAGAUAUGAAACCUUGGAUUGUAAAAUAUGAUGGUGAUUUGAAUGGUAUUGACGCAAUAUCCAUCUUAAAUACUACAUUGGAUAUAGAGGAAUUUUACUAUGCCAUAAAUGGAACUAUCAUGGCUUUUGUAGUUGCAGAUAAUAUCACAGAAAAUAAUGAAAAAACAUGGGAAUCCAUUAUUACAAAAUCUAAAGACCGUUUACCUAUAUUAAAUACGGAGAAGAAUCCUAUUGAUCCUAAAAUCAGUCAAUGCAUAGGUCUUUGUAUUUUAAGAGGAAUAUCAAGGAAGUCUAAAGAACUCCAAAUUCUGACACCCAUUGAUACUUUAACUUUAAAUAAAUAUUUGAAUUCCAAUAAAAAAAUUAUUCUGGUUCGAGGAAAUCUUGAACUACCUAUUUCUCUUAUGAUUAAUUACAAAAAAGAUAAAGAUGCCAAAAUCGAUUGGGAUAAAGCACCAUAUCUUAGUUUGGAAAAUGAAGGAUUAGGUUCUAAAGUAUGGCAUCCUAGAAAAAACAUAGAACGCCCAGCUAUGCGCACAUAAAUAUAAAACAUACUUCAAUUAUCUAGCCAAGCUUUAUAUGCAUAUU
Molecule: messenger RNA, 2026 nt
Organism: Pneumocystis carinii B80
Lineage: Eukaryota; Fungi; Ascomycota; Pneumocystomycetes; Pneumocystales; Pneumocystaceae
Exons: 5
Coding region: 43-1980 (645 amino acids)
Biological process (GO): cleavage in ITS2 between 5.8S rRNA and LSU-rRNA of tricistronic rRNA transcript (SSU-rRNA, 5.8S rRNA, LSU-rRNA)
Cellular component (GO): nucleus
Molecular function (GO): polynucleotide 5'-hydroxyl-kinase activity
Source: RefSeq, a predicted model, not a curated record